This is a messenger RNA of Penicillium chermesinum, 975 nucleotides long. RefSeq lists its product as uncharacterized. The record is from RefSeq and is a predicted model, not a curated record. The transcript has a single exon. The coding region runs from base 1 to 975 and encodes 324 amino acids. NCBI's taxonomy places the organism in Eukaryota, Fungi, Ascomycota, Eurotiomycetes, Eurotiales, Aspergillaceae.
AUGGACUCCGACCCUUUGUCUCCACGCUGGGACAGUAGGUCUUCCUUCCCUCGACAAGGACGGUCCCGACUGUCUCCGUCAUAUGCUCCUCCGGGCGUUGCAGGCCCCUCCCAUUUCCCAAACUGGCCCUUCGACACCACCACCGGGGAAUUCGAUCAACUGCAGACAACGUCCCUGCAUUCUCGCGAAUUUCAGUCCAGACGAGAAUCCCCUGCUUCCACCCCCAGUCAACACCCUCCCAAGAUUGCUGCCCCUGCGACUCCUGGUCCUUCUUCUACUGCACAUACCCAACCGGUGCUGGUCAGAGCAUAUUCCGGCAAUGCGGACAGCACGACCGCAAAACCACCAACCAUGUCCUCUACUCGCCGGCUGUUCCCGUUCAAGGGUUCGAAGAGCUCGGCUCCCACCCGCCCAGCGGGGCCGCCACUGCCGUCGGAUAAAGAGUUCAGUAUUGAAAGUAUCUUGCAGGCCAUUGAGCCCGAUAUCCAAGGCACCCUUGAUUCGAUUGCCGAAAUCUGCGGGCGCAGCAAACUAAGCCUUGCGAAUGAGUAUGACAGCCAUAUCGCUCCCCUGGGUGAGAUACGAGCACCGCCGGGCGGCUUAGUUCCGGUGGAGGAAGCGACCGACAAUGACGAACGGCGAGCAGAUGAGGGAGUGGUGGUCUUCGAUGAGGACACGAGUAUCAUGAAUGCUGGACGAGGAAUCCAUCCAGUUUCGUUCUACCGUUAUUUGGAAAAUCUUCGCCAGGCUUCUUCGGCAUUGGAACGCAGUGGUGCAGGACGACCGCCUACGACACCACCAACUAAUAGAAACGAAGCAAAUAGCCUGGUCUCGGACGCGGGUUCCAUUGCGCAGCCCAAGACUCGGGAUUUCAUUGCUAGUUCAAAAAGCUCCGGCCGCAAUCUUUUGGCAAAGCAGGUUGCCAUCCAACAAGAUCCAUCGCAAGAUAUAGCCACCCCCACCGAUCCUCUCUGA